Aureobasidium uvarum is the source of this 1011-nucleotide messenger RNA. The record is from the annotation of a GenBank genome assembly. Lineage: Eukaryota; Fungi; Ascomycota; Dothideomycetes; Dothideales; Saccotheciaceae.
AUGAUCGAGAAUGUUGGCAAGCCCGAGAGGAUCAUGGAUAUCUACCGUUCGUACGAACCCGAGCAUGCCGCACAAGCAGAGCGGCAGCUCGCUCGCCUCUAUGGGCUUCAGAAGGACACAAAGGUCAAUGGCGCCGUUUACCAGACUGCAAUCUCGAUAUUCUCUGCGGGCUAUAUCUUCAUGCAGUUGCCUUCGACAUUGCUCAUGACCAAAUUGAGACCUUCGAUCUUUCUGAAGAUCAUUGCGCAAGGUCGACUUGCUGCGGAUGCUGGAAGUGAUGACGUCCUUGGAGAAGAGAGCAUCUCAAUCUGGACAGGGAUCGCUUGGGCGGCAAAGGACUAUCGCGUCUGGUUGUUUGCUGGCUUACAGAUGGCCACGACUGCCUCCAUCUCAUACUCACACUUCUUUCCGACUCUGAUUCAGCAAAUUGGCAUCAAGAAUCGUACCACGGUACUCUUACUCACCUCGCCACCAUACCUCGUUGCCUUUUGCUGGGCUCUUGGUCUUGCAUGGAUGGCCGACAAACACCAGACUCGCUCCAUUCCCGCCAGCAUCUCGUGUAUAGUCUCCAUGAUCGGCACUGUACUUUUGGUUGCCUUGCCUCAUCUUUAUUGGGCGAGAUAUGCCUUCACUUUCCUGGUGUGCAUUGGAACCUUCGGUAUCUACUCAACCACCUACACCUGGCUUUCCUCAACGAUUCCUCGACCUCCGAUCAAGAGAGCCGCUGCCAUCGGUAUUGCAAACACAUUGGCAAAUCUGGCUUCUUUGUUCGCCAACUACUUCUGGCUCGAUGAAUACGGGCCAACGUUCCAAGUCUCUUGGGGCAUUCUUCUAGCCUUCCAAGCGUUUGCCAUGGGUUGUAUCUUGACACUGAGAUUCAUGUUGCAACGCAAGAACAGAAAAUUCGAGAGGCUUGCGCGAGAGAUCAAUCUUAACCAUGAAUCAGCAGUGCAAGCUUUGGAAGAAGACGCUCAGAGAGCGUUGAAGAACAACUUCAGAUAUGUAACUUGA